Messenger RNA from Scophthalmus maximus (turbot), 5231 nucleotides. Its product is annotated as SH2 domain-containing adapter protein F-like. The transcript is spliced from 7 exons. Gene Ontology annotation, molecular function: phosphotyrosine residue binding. NCBI's taxonomy places the organism in Eukaryota, Metazoa, Chordata, Actinopteri, Pleuronectiformes, Scophthalmidae. Bases 239 to 1846 code for a protein of 535 amino acids. The record is from RefSeq and is a predicted model, not a curated record.
UGUGUGUGAGUGUGAGUGUGAGAGUGUGUAAGUGUGUGUUCCUCUUGCACAGGCGCUCCCAUGUCAUGUUGCGUAGUCUGGAAACCUGACGUGUGGAGCGAGGAGCGCGGUGCCAAGCAGUCAGCGCGACUACAGCGCGAGCGUCUGUGUGUGUGUGUGUGUGUGUGUGUGUGUGUGCGAGCGCGCGCGCGCGUGUGUGUGUGUGUGAGAGAGUGAGUAUGUGUGUGUGUGAGUGUGUAUGAGCGGCAGAGUUGCGGCGGGGCAGACCUCUCGCUCGCUCACUCCUCUCCGGACGCACGAGACCGGCGGCUCGCUCCCCGGACCCACUCGGCUGGGCGACCCGAGGAUCCCACUCCUGGCGGAACACACUCGGGCUCCGCCGGCAGGGGAAGGUGGAACUCGACUACAGUCCUCGACCUGUGAGCGAUGCACAGGCAGCAUGGCCAAGUGGUUCAAGGAGCACCUGGGAUUCAAAACUACCAAAGCGCCCCCGCCGGCGCCGCCGAAGCCGGACUACAGACACUGUCACACCGGUGCGCCCGGCGCGCCGGGCUUCCAGCAGGCGAGCUCCGGGGCCGCCUUCCCGAGUCCCGCGCAGCCGGACAUACUCGCCGCGUACAAACUCCAGAAGGAGCUGGACUUCGAGGACCCGUACACUCCCGGCGGAAAUAUCUCGUUCGGGCCAGGCUCGAACGCCGUGGGCUCGCCGGACAUCAAGUACGUGUCGCCGAAGCACCGACUCAUCAAGGUGGAGACGAUCGAGAAGAGCAGCCCGGCUCCGGGCGGCGGCGUCGCGGCGGUCGCCCAGGCGCUCUCCGUUAAGUCCCCCACCUCGCCGCCCUCGGACCACGACAACAAGGAGAAGCUUAUCAUCCUCGAAGACUACGCGGACCCUUUCGAUGCUGAGCAGGCUGGCGGCGCACCGACCACCGCGGAGAAGGUGACGACCGAGAACGACGGCUACAUGGAGCCAUAUGAGGCCCAGAAGAUGAUGGCAGAAAUCCGAUCUGGUGGACGAGUGCCCAAGGAAGGACCCCUGAGGCAGCUGCCCCUGUACGACACGCCGUACGAGCCGGCCGAGAACGGCGGCGACUCGGACCCCGAGCGCUCGCGCUGCCCAAGAGAAAGCCGACUGCCCCAGGAUGAUGAGCGGCCCCCCGAGGAGUAUGACCAGCCCUGGGAGUGGAAAAAGGAGCGGAUUUCCAAAGCGUUUGCAGUAGAGAUUAAAGUGAUCAAGGACCUACCAUGGCCCCCUCCUGUCGGGCAACUCAACACCAGCCCUCCCCUGGUGGAGGAGCUGGAGUCCCCUUCCCAGACAGGUCAGCCCUCGCCAGGACAGACGAGCUGUGACCAGCACCACCAUGUCCAGUUCGAUGUCGUGGAGAAGUCUCGAAUGUCGCCCACCAAGGACGGGAAAACUCGCCCGCUGCAGCGGCACUCCAGCGGAUGUCUGGUCAACACUAAAAUGACGUCGCUGGACCACUGCAGCGCCUCUCUAGGGGAGCGCAUUGACCCCACCAUGCCCCUGGAGAGCCAGUUCUGGUACCACGGAGCGAUCAGCCGGACAGACGCCGAGUCCCUGCUCAGGCUGUGUAAGGAGGCCAGCUAUCUGGUGAGAAACAGCGAGACCAGCAAGAACGACUACUCCCUCUCCCUUAAGAGCAGCCAGGGCUUCAUGCACAUGAAGCUGUCGCGGACAAAGGAGAACAAGUACAUCCUGGGCCAGAACAGCUGCCCGUUUGACAGCGUGCCUGAGAUCAUCCAUUUCUACUCCAGCCGCAAGCUGCCUAUCAAGGGUGCCGAACACAUGUCCCUGCUCUACCCCGUGGCCAUUAGGACACUAUAGUGCUCCGGGUCACCUGCAGGCGUCGCCCCCCCCCCCUGCAGCAAUGGACCACCGUGGCUCCACUCUCCCCGUCCCUGUGGACGGAGCCCUGUCGGCUGGAGGGGAAGACGAACAGUGGCAUCCCACACUGCUGCUCCUCACUCACCUCACUGGCCGACAGAAUCCAAAACCUGAUUUGAAGGCCUCCUGCAUUCUAUCUCCCACUUACAGACUUCUUUUUUAUGAUUUGAUGUUAUUAUAUUCUAUUUUAUUUUAUUUUUAUUUAUGACAGUCACUCGCUUCAUCACAUCACAGACUGAGGAACACCAUUUCACUUAUUCUUGAGCUGACUCCCCCCCCCCACCCCCCGGCACUUAAACCCUUCGAAGAAAAAAGAAAAGGUACAACAGCGUAAUAUUUGCCACUGAGAUGUACCUUUUUAUCAAACACGUGUUGUACCUUUUUUUUUAUUUCUAAGAGUGCACGUCAUGACGGUCUGAUUCCUCUCAUUCGGCUAGGCUCUGCUGUUGUUUUAAUUGUUUGUUAGGGGACUUGAAGAUUGUAAGAGCCGCGUAAGGGAAGCGACUUUUAUGAGGCAUGUUAAGGGAUAUUGUCCACAUGGGCCCCAUACGGUGGCCAGGAUAUUGAAUAAACCGGGCCGUGUAUGAAUGGUAUUUCCCCAGCUGCGCAGGGCCAACGCGCCUGUGAGCUGUACAGAUUGAUCUCUCUAUCUUGUCAUAGUGCAUGCUGUCUGCUAUCCAUCACCGAGUGGGUGUAUCACGUCAACGACAGUGUAAGUACCACGGUGGUGAGACAGGCAGGGGAGCAUGAUGGAUGGGUCGUCCCAUCCGACACAGUACAAUUGGCUGAGGCAAGAGACCAGAGCCUGUCCAAAUGGACCAAAUUACCCCCGCUGCCCCUGCUUAGUGUGGCUUUGCAUCGGGAGAAUGAAAUAUGCCUGCAUUGUCUACCUCAGAAAAUCAAUUUCAUUCGCCCAUCUGCAGAUCAAUAGGUACAAUGGGAUCGCAGACAUCGAUCUGCCCUCCCUUCGACAUUCCCGAUUCCCUUCCAAUUGCAUCAUUGGUUUUAGAAAUAUGUCUAAGUUAAUCCAAGAUUUUUGUUUUUUAAUGAAAACAUUUUCAUAAAAAAAGGAAAGACAAAACAUAUUUUCCAGAUCCGCAAUUGUAUGUGUAGUCACUAAUAUGAUACCUUGUGAUGUCAGUAACAAAUGUUUGGUCAAUGCCUUAUAAUGCAUGGGUCAAAUCAGUCCGCAAGCUCCGCUGAUUUCUAAUUCUGCUUUUAAUCGAUUGUUCCGUGACUGUAAUUAAUUCUGGGGUAAUUGUUGCUGAUGUGUUACUCCCGUGUGACGGCCCGUCGGCCCCCUCGCCCUCAUCGUCCCGUGCCGAUGUGAUCAUGUCUUUUGGGACUACUCCAGCCUCUUCUACUGUGGUGCUUUGCCUUUUUUUUUUUUUUUUUUUUACUUUAGCUUCAAGUUCUGCUAUAAAUGCACGUUUGCCUCAGUGGCCGUGGCUCGGCAACACGGGUCACGGCGUCUCCUGACCAACGGGAUUGUCAAGCCUCACGUGAGAGACGAUCGCAUCCUCUCCUUGGACCAAUCACAAUGCAGCCUGUUUGAACCGGACGGACACCCACCUUCGACCUGUUCAGCCUGCUCUCUAUCAUCGACCCCUUUACUACCAGAUGUGCGAACAUGUGUGAAUGGGAGCGAGUAAGCAGGUGUCCGACAUGUGCACGGUGUUUGUGUGCUACUGGGCACAGACUUCCUGAGUUCCAGUGUGUUUUUUAACCCUGCUGGUACAAACUGGUGACAGUUGUUGCUUGAAUCUUUUCGGUUGUCACUUGUUGUUUUUCUGCCCCCCUGAACUUAAGAAAUUAGAAUUCAGCCCACAUUUGAUUUUUGCAAUCCUAGAAAUGACAUGACAUGUCUUGUGGCCAACUCUCUGCAGUUUACUGAAAUAAAAUUCCAACCCACUGCAAAUAAUAAUUUUAAUAAGUCAGCGAGAACGUGCUCUGAGAACAACCUUUGUCGGUCUUGGGAGUUGCAAAAAUCAUUUGGUUGGUGGGUUAAUUAGCAAGUCCAAGUAAAAUUUUGAAUUUUGAAUUGAUGAAAAUAUGACCGACACCGGGAACUAGACGCUGGCUUUUUACGCAAGCAUGACCACUGUAUACAAAUUGAGGCUUUGAUUAUAUCUACACUGUGUGCUAUGCAACUAUAAACUGCUGUCGUUGAAGGGAAAAUGAUUGGAGUGUGUGUGUCUGUGUGUGUGUGUGCGUUUGUGUGUGCGUGAGCCUCCACCAAAAGUUGACACGUGAUGGUACAAAAUGUCCACAGGGAAGCAAUGUAGUCGGCAGAAUGACCUGAAUAGUGAAAGUAGUUUGCAGAAAGGGGAAUGUGCACAUAGUGCAGUCGGGGAGCGGACGGACGCGGCUGUCAUUGGAUAAGUGCAGUGCGUCAUAAGAGGGCGUCUGUUCAUGUGAUGGGGCGACCUCCACAGCUUUAGUAGGGAAUAGUAUGUUGUUGCAGUGGACCUAUGUAUUUCCUUGAAAGAAGAUAUCCUAAGAAAAAACUAGAUUCAAAUAAACUAUAUGUGUGAUGUAUUCUUCAUGUACUAGAUGCUCCCUGUUGAAGAGAUCAAACAGUAGAGGCUCUUUAUUUAGUUACUGCUGCUCGUGAGUAUUUCUCUACCAUAGGGAAGAGUGCGCGUGUGUGUGUGUGUGUGUGUGUGUGUGUGUGUGUGUGUGUGUGUGUGUGUGUGUGUGUGUGUGUGUGUGUGUGUGUGUGUGUGUGUGUGUGUGUGUGUGUGUGUGUGUGUGUGUGUGUGUGUGUGUGUGUGUGUGUGUGUGUGUGUGUGUGUGUGUGUGUGUGAUGGCCACACUGCUUAGAGAGAGGCCUUAGCUCUGAGAGAGAAAAAGGAAAAAAAAACGGGGGAGGUGGAAAGGAAGAAUGAGGGAGAGCCAGAGCGGAGGGUGUUGGGACACGGGGAGGCAUUUGCUGCAAUCAGCAGACACAUUCUUCGCAUUCGUAUAUUUCUACUAUGAAAAUCCUGACAGAGCCCUUCUCCUCCCUCAGAAGUGUCUUAAUGUGUGUGUGUGUGUGUGUGUGCGUGUGCAUGUGCGUGUGUGUGUGUGUGUGUGCGUGCGCGUGCACUGGUGUAAGCAGCCAUCAGCCAUUGACUUGCCCCGUGUGUAUCCAGUGUAUCACUUUACUCUGGUAAAGUGGCAUGUAUGAGUUUCCUUUGUGUACAUUUCCGUGCCACGUAUGUAUGCACUACUUAUAACAUAUCUCUGUACAGUCCCUCAUGGCCAAAUGUAUAUACUGAAUGUAUUGUAUGGGGACAUAGAGGCAUCAAGGUUCAAAAAAAAUAAAAUUGGGUUUAUGAGUUAA